Messenger RNA from Helianthus annuus (common sunflower), 1504 nucleotides. RefSeq names its product serpin-ZX. NCBI's taxonomy places the organism in Eukaryota, Viridiplantae, Streptophyta, Magnoliopsida, Asterales, Asteraceae. Gene Ontology annotation, molecular function: serine-type endopeptidase inhibitor activity. The record is from RefSeq and is a predicted model, not a curated record. Bases 86 to 1399 code for a protein of 437 amino acids. The transcript has 2 exons.
CCCGUAUGGCCACGUCGUUGUAAAACCCUAGAAUCCACACCAUUUCUCACACCAGUCACUUACCGGCAAACACGGUUUUUCCGACAUGCAGUCACCCUUCUCUUCGUUCUUGUUCCGUAGUAAACAGCUUCUUCUUCUCCCCGUCACAACUACAUUUCCAAGAUCUCUUCUCCCCUUCCUAAAGGCCCAUUUCAAAACCAAUGCACCACUACAACAACAACAAUACCUCAUCAAUUCAUCUUUUCAACAAUCAAUCCGCACCCAAACCAUCGUAUCAUCAACUCUCUCAGCUCACAUUCUCUCCAACAAAUUCCCACACUCCAACAUUGUCUUGUCUCCUCUCCCCAUCCAUCUGGUUCUCAGCCUCCUAGCCGUUGGUUCCAAGGGCCAAACACUCGACCAACUCCUGGCUUUUCUCAAAAUCAAGACUACGGAUGACCUCAACUUUUUGUAUUCGAAGCUUGUGCCCUUCUUAUUCGCGGACAAUGGUGGGCCUCGGGUGUGUUUUGCAAAUGGGCUUUGGGUUCAGAAAACUCUGUCUCUUAAACCUUCUUUCAAACACGUGGUGGGCACCCUUUAUAAAGCGGAUUGCAAUCAAGUUGAUUUCCAGACCAAAGCGGAUGAGGUAGCUGAUGAAGUUAAUCUAUGGGCAGAAAAGCAAACGAACGGGCUUAUCAAACAACUCCUUCCUGCUAACUCAGUUAACAAUCUGACAUGGCUAAUCUUUACAAACGCGAUCUACUUUAAGGGAGCAUGGCUCGAGAAGUUCAACCGUUCAUCCACAGCAGAUGCCGAUUUCCAUCUCCUCGAUGGCAGCACAGUUACUGUUCCUUUCAUGACGAACGGCAAAACACAAUUCGUGUGUCAAUAUGACGGUUUUAAAGUACUACAGCUUCUCUACUUACAAGGUAAAGAUCACCGAGAGUUCGCAAUGUACUUUUACCUUCCGGAUAAAAAAGACGGGCUUCCAUGUUUAGUAGACAAAAUCCGCACCACGCCCGACUUUUUCGACCGUCACGUUCCAAGCCAGAAAGUACGAGUCGGGCGGUUUCUAAUACCAAAGUUUAAGAUCUCAUAUGGGUUUGAAGUCUCUCAAGUGUUAAAGGAGAUGGGGCUUGUAUUGCCUUUCAGCGAGAGAGAUGGUUUGGCCGAAAUGAUCGACUCGUUUGAUGGUCAAAGCGUGUAUGGUGCUUGCAUUCAUCACAAGUCUUUUGUGAAUGUGGAUGAAGAAGGAACAGAGGCUGCAGCAGCCUCUGCAUUUCUAGGCCGAGGAUGCUCAAGGAUGAUGGGAGAUAAAGUUGAUUUUGUGGCGGAUCAUCCGUUCGUAUUUGUGAUCAGAGAAGAUGUGUCUGGGGUUGUGCUCUUUAUGGGACAGGUGGUUAACCCUAGCGUCGGUUGAAAUUGCUAGUAUUGUGAAUAUAUUAUCUUUUGUAUAUGGUAGUAAUGUGGAACUUUGGAUAGGUUAACCACCUUUUGCUGUUUGCUAACAACAGGAUAUUAGGCA